CCAGCUGUGUGUCUCCGUCUGCGACAUGCCUCCUCCGGUCACUAACAGCUGGAGGACCCGGUUAAAGCCCUGCCGGUACACCCCGGUAAACCCCCGGUAAACUCCGGUAUAAAGUGAUGCAGCAGAAGUUGUGCUCCAGAGGUUCUGGUUCUUUCCUCUUAGAGAGGAACGGCCAGGCGUGCGGCGCCAUCAGCGACUCCUCCACUUCCUGCCAGCUCCCGUUCCGCUGCCCCCGCUGUGGCGAGCAGGAGCGUUUCCGCAGCCUGGCCUCGCUGCGAGCCCACCUGGAGUACCGCCACUCCUACCGCUCGCCGGACGCCACCGCCGCCGGCUUCAGCAUCACCGGCAAACACCCCGACCCUCUGACGGCGGCGAUCCCGUGGCACGACAUGAGCCUGCCGACCCGGCGGGCGCCGCACGGCUCGGCGCGGCCGCCGCACGUCCGCUCGCUCAGCGACAGCAGAGACAGCGGGUACCUCCACUCCUACGGCUCGGUGAGGAGGCGCACACAGAGCGUCGGCGUGGGGACGCAGGCCGAGGAGGAAGAGGAUGAGGAAGAGGAGGAAGAGGAAGAGGGGACGGAGGAUGAAGAUGUGGGAGAAGAGGAGGAUGAUGAUGAGGAGGAGGAUGAAGGUGAAGAGACAGACGGAAGCAGACAUGAAGAAGGUUUUAAAAUGUCGGUGAAGAAGUCCGACGUGUGUCCUCAUCAUCACCUCAACCAUCAUCAUCAUCAUCAUCAUCAUCUCCUCUUCCCUCCUCCAGCUCCGCUCGGACCUCCACCCGACCCGGACCUCCACCUGGACCUGGACCUGGUCGAGCAGAACUCCUACUCCGGUCUGGAGACGGCAGCAGCCUCGGCGGCGGUGCGGCGGCGGCUGGCGAGCAUCCUGCGGGCGGCGGACAGCACCAUGCAGCGCCGGUUGGCCAAGGUGAGCACCGAGCUCGCCCAGACCGACACAGAACUGCUGUGUGAGCGCGCCCACUCGCAGCACCUGGCCCAGGAGAGGCAGGAAGUGGCGGACAGGGAGCGGUCGCUGAGCCGGCAGGUGGACGUGGCCGUCAUGGUGAUCGCAGCGCUGAGGGAACAGCUCAACGCCUCCGAAAACGAGCUGGAACGACGAGAGAGGGAGGUGAUAACCAUCCAGAAGUUUCUGGAAGCUGCAGCGCGACAGGAAACAUGCGGUAAAGUAAGAAUCCAGCAUUUCAUCGAGAACCUGCUGAGACGCAUCGCUCUGGCUGAGAGGCUGGUGGAGUAUUACCAAGAGAACGGCAGUCCGUCACAGUGCAACCACUACAAGCAGCACCAGCAGCCAACUGAUAAUGGACCUCACAGAAUCACUAAGAGCAGGUCGGCAGGAGGUCAGCUGUCCUCGUCCGGUCUCCACGACAACAGAACUCACUCGUCCUCGCAGUUUGGCGGCGGCCGCCCCCCGUCGUUCUCCAAACAGGGAGGCGGCGAGCGGGAGCGGGAGCAGCGGGAGCGUCUGGCGCAGUCGUCCCGGCUCUUCUGCCGACCCGAACACAGAGACGACAUCUGGAACCACCAGCGGCGGCGCUCCACCGGGUACGAGGCGUAGAGACGUAGAGACACGACCGGGGAGAGGAGGUGUCAGACUUCACUCACUCUUUAGUUACUACUUAUUACUACUACUAUUUAUUAACAGCUUUAUUCCAGUGUGUUAACCUAUGGAAAAAUACCACAAGUUCCU
This is a messenger RNA of Scomber japonicus (chub mackerel), 1709 nucleotides long. RefSeq names its product protein ZNF365-like. Gene Ontology annotation, biological process: regulation of DNA strand resection involved in replication fork processing; regulation of double-strand break repair via homologous recombination; regulation of neuron projection development. The coding region runs from base 117 to 1577 and encodes 486 amino acids. The record is from RefSeq and is a predicted model, not a curated record. The transcript is spliced from 6 exons. NCBI's taxonomy places the organism in Eukaryota, Metazoa, Chordata, Actinopteri, Scombriformes, Scombridae. Gene Ontology annotation, cellular component: centriolar satellite.